AUGACUUGGCUGGAAUCUGGUGAAAUAUCUGGUGAAGCGACUACUCAGACUGAUGAAGAUGGAUUUUAUUAUGAGACUACUGGAAAGUACAGAUAUACAUUGACUCGAAAGAAAAAUGCCGAAGAACAAGAAUGUGACAUAUCGGAAAUGGAUACUAUCGAAUAUCCCUACUGUCGCGAAAAAAUGCAAUGGAUGAAAGAAGGAUGGCGAACACAUGAAUGUUAUGCAUUUUACGGCGUAAAUGGAACGUUCUGCUCAUUUAGGAUUUAUCUUUCUGAGGUCGAAAAGUAUUGUCCAAUUUUGUCGUGGCGUAAGGUCGUAAAAGAUGACACUGCAGUUCUGUCAGAAGAUAAAGUACUCCCGGUAGAACGAAUGCUGUCGGGUCUUUUUAAACUUAUGUUUGAUAAUAAGCUGAAUUAUAAAUUUAUAAGGAAUCGAAUCUCUCUUUUAUGGCCUAAAUGGUUGAGUGCUUACGAUGAAUUGAUGAUUAAAUGGCCAAAAGUCGCAUCUCCACGGCCAAAAUUGAAUAUAAUAAUGCACAUGGGUUUCCUGAGCAGGGAAUCUGGUUUCAAAUUCGGUGAGCUUUCAUCUACUGGUGGUCCACUUGGAGAACUUGUGCAGUGGUCCGAUUUGAUUUCAGCACUUUAUCUUCUGGGUCAUAAUCUCAUGAUUUCUACUGAAGUUAAAACAUUGAAAAAAAAUUUAAAGAAAAUCGAUUAUAAACAACAUUGUCCACUUCAAGGUGAAAAAGUAAUUAAUUUGCUUUUCACUGAUAUUGUUGGCCUUAGAUGUACAAUACGAGUUCUGGAUUCAUUCGGCACACAUGCGGAAUUCAAUUCCCAAAAUUACUUUACCACUCAUAAAAAUUCAUUAGGUGGAUCAGGGAAAAAUCCGUGGGGUAACCAUCAAUUGAAUUUGCAGCAGUUCAUGACAAUGUUUCCUCAUACAGAUGAUAACACUUUUCUCGGGUUUGCGGUGGAAAUGUAUCCGGUUAACCAGGAUAUCAAGAGAGAUAAUAUUACAUUGGUUUAUGGUAAAGCAGGCUAUAUGUGGAAAGAUGCGAAACGACUCAUAGAAAAAGUACGAAAAUUUACGGAUGUGCAUGCAACAGUUAGCGAUGAUUUGCCAGAUUUCGACAGCCUUAUAAUAAAUCAUGGAGUUUUAACAGGCCCCGAAUUGCACGCCCUGAUGAGAAGGACGAAGAUAUUUUUGGGUCUUGGUUUUCCGUUUGAAGGCCCUGCGCCAUUGGAAGCCAUUGCAAGCGGUGUUGUUUUCAUCAACCCUUCGUUUAAUCCGCCAAAAUCACGGAAAACAUCUGAUUUUUUUAAGGACAAACCAACUUUACGCAAACUAACGAGUCAAAAUCCUUAUGCGGAACUUUUCAUCGGUAGGCCCCAUGUGUUAACUGUUGAUAUUGAAAAUUCAUCGCAAGUGGAAGAUGCAAUACGUGAAGCUUUGCUUUCAAAACCUACCGCAUAUAUCCCUUUCGAAUUCACAGUCCUAGGAAUGCUGCAGCGAGUCAUUAUUCUUAUUUCGAAGCAGGACUUUUGCUAUGUCAGCCGUUUUCCUCCUCCACAUGCUAUGCUAACUGUUGAAGCGGUUCCAAUGCAAUCUUGUCAAGAUGCAUGUCGGCAGCGCAAUCUUCUAUGUGAGCGUUCAUUCUUCCGUGUCGUGAAUAUGCCUGGAUUCCUGAACAAGAGCGGAUCAUGCGCCGCACUGAAGAGUAUUUCAAGUCCAUAUGCACCAUAUGAGUGCUCAAAACAAGAAAAUCCAGAUUUGUAUAGCUGUGCAUCCGUUCCGAUCAUUCCGAGUAUCCGACGAAUUUGCCCCUGUCGCGAUUGCAUAUCGGGUCAGACGGCCCUCUGUUCUUCUUGUAUAUGA
Molecule: messenger RNA, 1881 nt
Organism: Cercopithifilaria johnstoni
Lineage: Eukaryota; Metazoa; Nematoda; Chromadorea; Rhabditida; Onchocercidae
Source: the annotation of a GenBank genome assembly